This is a messenger RNA of Haliotis rufescens (red abalone), 517 nucleotides long. RefSeq lists its product as uncharacterized. The record is from RefSeq and is a predicted model, not a curated record. The transcript is spliced from 4 exons. NCBI's taxonomy places the organism in Eukaryota, Metazoa, Mollusca, Gastropoda, Lepetellida, Haliotidae. The coding region runs from base 72 to 428 and encodes 118 amino acids.
GACACAUCGCAGGGACUGAGCCUCAAGCGUUUCCACAAACACAAGAGAGUGAGACUUCCGUCUACCACACAAUGCCUUAUAGAGCUCUACUGGUGUGUCUGGUGAUCGGCUGCUGGGUUAUAGGGCCCGGGGAAACAUCGGGUUGUGAGUGGAGCAACUGGGUGGUUGCGGAUGAAUGUCAUGAUCCGAUUAAUUGCCAAGGCGUCCGAGUCGAUACCCGCACCAGGAGCUGUCAGUCUUGGGGCCCAGACAUGCAAACGAGGAGUGCAGCUUGUGAUGGCUACUGCAAACCAUGUGAUGCGUGGAGCGAGUGGCGACAGCACACACCCACACGAUUCCAACGGCAGUCAUUUCGUGGCUCUGAGAGGCGCUACAGACUAUGCCAUCUGUUCUUUGCAUCAGUGAUGAAAUUCUUCCAGUUCCGAUAGGUCGUCCACAUAGAUUGUGGCUUCAGGCCCAUGUGGAUAAUCACCAUGGACAUUUUACCAGCCACAGGAAUAAACAGAGUUUUUCGGUA